Molecule: messenger RNA, 205 nt
Organism: Staurois parvus
Lineage: Eukaryota; Metazoa; Chordata; Amphibia; Anura; Ranidae
Source: the annotation of a GenBank genome assembly
UGUCCCAUCAUUAGUGUCAGUGGGGGGAGGAAUAGUGCCCCAUUGUUGGUGUCAGUGGGGGGAGGAAUAGUGCCCCAUCGUUGGUGUCAUUUGAGGAAUAGUGUCCCAUCAUUGGUGUCAGUGGGAGGAAUACUGUCCCAUCAUUGGUGUCAGUGGGAAGAAUAGUGCCCCAUCUUUGGUGUCAGUGGAAGGAAUAGUACGUCAU